This is a messenger RNA of Capsicum annuum, 584 nucleotides long. RefSeq names its product protein BREAST CANCER SUSCEPTIBILITY 2 homolog B-like. Lineage: Eukaryota; Viridiplantae; Streptophyta; Magnoliopsida; Solanales; Solanaceae. Gene Ontology annotation, biological process: double-strand break repair via homologous recombination; regulation of DNA-templated transcription. The record is from RefSeq and is a predicted model, not a curated record.
AGAGAAGUAAAUUAUGGUCAUCGAUCUGCAGUUAAGAGAAUUCUAGAAGGAGAUGUCCCACCUUCUUCUAUGAUGGUACUCUGUGUUUCCAAUAUCGAUUCAAUUUGCGACUCCCCAGUCGGACGUCAAUCUUCAUCAUCUAGCACGACCCAAAGUGGAACUUGUGCAAAAGUUGAACUGACGGAUGGUUGGUAUUCAAUAAUUGCUGUCUUAGAUAUACCACUAUCCAAGAAGUUGGCUGCUGGAAAGCUGUUUGUUGGCCAAAAGCUUAGGAUUUGGGGAGCUGGACUGUGUGGCUGGACAGAUCCUGUUUCACCUCUUGAGGCAUCAGGGAUGACUAGUUUGCUGCUGCAUAUAAAUGGGACAUAUAGAGCUCAUUGGGCAUCUCGUUUGGGCUUAUGUAAAGGCGGUGGUAUUCCAUUAUCAUUUAUGUCAAUCAAGGAUAGCGGAGGUGCUGUUCCAAUAACAUUGGUUGGAAUUUCAAGGAUAUAUCCUGUUCUCUUCAGGGAAAGGGUAAGUAAUGGGGGGUUUGUUGUACGAUCUGAACGGAUGGAAGCUAAAGAGAUGCAGUCUUUUGAUGAAAG